This is a messenger RNA of Pipistrellus nathusii (Nathusius's pipistrelle), 1977 nucleotides long. The record is from the annotation of a GenBank genome assembly. Lineage: Eukaryota; Metazoa; Chordata; Mammalia; Chiroptera; Vespertilionidae.
AUGGGACCCCUCCGAGAGCCCAAGAGAGUGCAUCGUGAGAAGGAGCUUUCCCGAAGCCGGAUUCCCCGUCUGAUUCUCCGGCCCCACCUGCCCCAGCAGCAGCACAAAGUGUCCCCCGCCUCCGAGUCUCCCUUCUCUGAGGAGGAGAGCAGAGAGUUCAACCACAGCAGCUCCGGGCACUCAGGGCGCACCAUUAGCAGCAACAGCUUCUGUUCAGAUGACACUGGCUGCCCUAGUAGCCAGUCCGUGUCUCCUGUGAAGACGCCCUCGGAUACUGGAAACAGUCCUGUUGGCUUUCGCCCUGGAAGUGAUGAAGACUUUACCAGGAAGAAAUGCACAGUUGGAAUGGUUGGCGAGGGAAGCAUCCAGUCAGCUCGAUAUAAGAAGGAACCCAAGUCAGGCCUUGUGAAGCCAGGUAGCGAAGCCGACUUCAGCUCCUCAAGCAGCACAGGCAGCAUUUCCGCGCCUGAGGUCCACAUGUCUGCGGCGGGAAGCAAGCGCUCCUCGUUCUCACGCAACCGAGGUCCCCACGGGCGGAGUAAUGGAGCUUCAUCACACAAGUCUGGCAACAGCCCCCAGUCCCCACGGGAAAAGGACCUACUGUCCAUGCUGUGCAGGAAUCAGCUGAGUCCUGUCAACACCCAUCCCAGCUAUGCACCUUCUUCCCCAAGUAGCAGCAACUCGGGCUCCUACAAAGGAAGUGACUGUAGCCCAAUCAUGAGGCGGUCUGGAAGAUACAUGUCCUGCGGUGAGAAUCACGGGGUCAAGCCCCCCAAUCCGGAGCAGUAUCUGACUCCCCUGCAGCAGAAAGAGGUGACGGUGAGACACCUGAAGACCAAGCUGAAGGAAUCGGAGCGCCGACUCCACGAGAGGGAAACGGAAAUCGUGGAGCUGAAGUCCCAGCUGGCCCGGAUGCGGGAAGACUGGAUUGAAGAGGAGUGCCACCGGGUGGAGGCCCAGUUGGCCCUCAAGGAGGCCAGGAAAGAGAUCAAACAGCUCAGGCAGGUCAUCGAGACCAUGAGGAGCAGCCUGGCCGACAAAGACAAAGGCAUUCAGCAGUACUUCGUGGACAUCAACAUUCAGAACAGGAAGCUGGAGUCCCUGCUGCAGAGCAUGGAGCUGGCGCACAGCGGCUCCCUGAGGGAUGAGCUGUGCCUGGACUUCCCCUGCGAGUCCCCGGCGAAGAGCUUCCCCCGAGACGCCCCCGUGGGCCAGACGGCGGAUGGGAUGUCGGUGGAAGAGCAGGUGACGGAGGAAGGGGUGGACAGUGAGCUGCUGGUGGGAGACAGCGGCGUGGAUGGCUCGGAUCUGUUGGAUGAGCUGGCCACGGCCACCGACACCCAGGCGGAUGACCUGGAGCUGCUGCAUUCCACCCCGGGGGCAGAGGCCCUGGCGGUCAUCCCCACGGAGGCAGGUCUGGAGGAGGAGGGCCGCGUGGUGGUGGUGGUGGAGCGGGCCGUGCAGACCGACACGGUGCCCUCCGGCCCCGCGGUGUCCGAGCUCAUCCAGUACAUGCUCCAGCUGCAGGACCCCUCUGCCUGGCGCCCGGCAUCGCCUUCCGAGUCAGCGGCUGACUCCACGGAAAGCUUCCCGGAGUCCAUCUCCGCCUUGAUGGUGGAUUUAACUCCGAAGAGCCCAAACUCGGCCAUCCUUUUGUCUCCCGUGGAGACCCCCGACGCCACGGUGCAGACGCAGGCCCCUGCAAAUAGCCUCAUGCGAGAGCUGGACUUUGCAGGCUGCACAGGGGAGAGGUUGGACGGCGUCCCCCCGGGGGCCGCGGGGAGGCAGUACUGGAGCCGCAGCUUCCUGGUGGAUCUCCUGGCCGUGGCUGCCCCCGUGGUGCCCACCGCGCUGUGGGCGCUCAGUACUCAGAGGGGGGGCACGGGUCCCGUGUACAACAUCGGGGCCCUGCUCCGGGGCUGCUGCGUGCUGGCCCUGCACUCGCUCCGCCGCACGGCCCUCCACGUGCAGACCUAG